AUGGAGCCUCCACCAGUACCUUUUGAGGAGGAGAACCGCAAUCUUCGGCGUGAUGUCUCACAUUGGACGCGACUCUACGCUAACCUGACCGCUCGUUUCGAGAAGGACGCAGUGCUCAGAGUACAGGAGAUCUCUGCAUACGAAGAGAAACUCAUGGGCAUGCAAGAAGUCGUAGAAAGGCUUGAGCAGCGCUGUCAUGUCUUGGAAUCACGUCUCGAGGACGCGCGUCGUGCUUCCGCUGAGCAUCAAGAAGCGCGCGAGCGUGCCGAAAGCCGGCUCGCGGCCACAGAGCAGGAAAACAAGGAGCUGGCGAAGAAGGAGGAUGCACAUCUGGAAGCUUUGAUUAAGCUGACACUUCAGUACGAGAAAGAGUGCGACAAGGUAGUUCAGAAGGACCAAGCGAUUAUCAGGAUAGACAGAUUGCUACAGGAUGAAUUGGAUCGGAACGAAGUCGAGCGGCGUCGAGCGAAGGACAAGUAUGACGAAUUACAAGCAGAGCGCGAUGUGAUAGAAACCGCGCGCAAGUCUCUGGAAGAAGAUCUUUCCAUCCUCCGGACUAUGCUCGCCAGUUCCGAACAAGAGAACGAGGACCAGCGUACCCGCAUCGAUGCUUUAGACCGCGCACUAGAAGAGACAGAAGGACAGCUAAGGGCUUCAACCUCCUCCUUCGAAAGGGCCAACGCCGAACUUUCAGAGCUUCAUCGUGUUUGUGCAGAUGACGGAGAGGAGCGCCAAAGACUAGAACGAAAAGCGAGCGAGCGAGAUGACUUGCAGGAGCGUACCAGGGAGUUGCAGCGGGAACUCCUCCAGCUCAGAACGGAGCUGAAGACAUCAAAAGAUGAUCUGGCUCUUACUAGAGAUCGGCUGAGGACUUCGGAGACUACCAUCGCGAAUAUGACGAAGUCGGACUCGUCCCAGAAUCCUUCCAUACGUGCGCCUUCGAACAGUGAUGUAGUUCUGCCGGAAUCUCCUGCCAAUGCGUUGCUUUGGGAGUUAACUUCUUCCAAGUCCCCUGCCAAAGGGACAGCGAAGGCACCCAAUACGACCUUAGAUGAACAGCUGGUUGAAAGCACCAUGAUCUCGCGUAUGCGUCUUAGAGAUGGCACCAAGCCUGUACCUCGCGUUGUAGUUGACACGGACGAUGACGAUGACACCGAGCUACAAGCGCCAGCUGAUAUCAGUAACGAGACAUUGAUUGUGGAGUCCACGAGCGGGACGAAGCGGCGCCAGGAGAGAACAGAAGAAAUAGGGAUUGAGGCAGACCGUAUUACUCUUGCCGUCGCCUAUGAAGCACCCUGGCUUUCCCGGAACUACACACAUUGCGAACAGAGUGCAGAGGGACAUCCCUUUCUGCAUUCGAGUGUAAGAAGGUCGGCCUCGCAGGCUGGAAACGCGCCUCCUAAGCGUCGCAAAGUUGAGAUAGACAAUCAUCCGCAUGACAAGAUCUCUGCUCUCAGGAGCGCCGUCCCGUUCCUCACCGAGCGUGCUCAAUCCGUGCCUGCGUUUCCGGUAAAUACCGUCGUAAGAAACAAGCUCCCGUCACCAGAACACGCCUACGCAGGAUAUGUGCCCCGGACCAUCUUGUUCAAGAACUACCACGCCGUUAUCAGCGAUGCAUUACCAACAGUAUGCGUCGAAUCGUGCACGAUAGUCGGCAUCAACCAUUUGCGAAACUUCACCAUUGGAUCGAUGCAACCCACACAGGCCCUAUUCGCUAGAUAUGACCGCCAACCUGGGCUUCCUGUAACUCCUGGAGCGCCAGGAACUCUUCUGGUCACGCAUAUUCCAACGCCAAUGCCGCAUGGACUGCCAUUACUUGCAGCUCCACCUGGUCGCGGCGACACGCGCUGCAUCUACCUCGGCGACUAUAUCUGCGAGUUCGACACUAAACGGCCUGAUGCGUUGUCCACUGAGGAGUGGGCGAGUCUUCCGUCCGAAGUUCGCAAUCUUUGGCUUGAAACGUUGACCGGGGCUCCUGCUGACCUGCGCGUGAAUGGGUUUCGCGAUCAUGCGUGUUGGUCUAUGCUGGCUCGUAUAGCACUCAGAAAGCGCAAACUAUCUGCGGAACAUGCGGCAAACCUCGCCAAAGAACUUCUAUCUCCUGACAUCGCACAUCUGGAGCUUACGAAGGACGAUAUCCGGAACGCGCUGAACUCGGGCAAAGAAAAGCUUUUCGUAGUGAAGUUGGUCCCAACGAGCUUCAACACCGACUGGUAUCGUGAGCUCCAAGGCUUAGCUUCAGGCGAGAUUACGCCAAAGCCAAGAUGCGGCGACGAUCCUGCACGCAUUGAGAAACACAAGAACUCGAGGCGUUCGAUGCCCGCGCCCAAACGAAAGAGGCUGUCUCUGAAUAAGAUGCCCAUGGACGUGUACAGCUCGGAGUAG
This is a messenger RNA of Peniophora sp. CBMAI 1063, 2385 nucleotides long. NCBI's taxonomy places the organism in Eukaryota, Fungi, Basidiomycota, Agaricomycetes, Russulales, Peniophoraceae. The record is from the annotation of a GenBank genome assembly.